AUGGCAUCCUUAGAGCCUCUGCUUCCUGGCUCCAUCGCCCUCAGCCCUCGACCUCCACCAGCCAUGGGGCCCACGAUACGCAUGCUCCGCUCACUGUGUCCUUCUGCUCCAGCUCCUGAGCUGAGAGAGGAGGAAGAGAAAAAGGAGGCAGAGGAGGAGGAGGAAGAGAACCUUGGGAUUGGCACCCUAACUGAGGACCACUUCUUGGACCCUGAAGGCAGCGCCAGCCCUUGGGAGCUCAGCCAGCAAAAGAGCAUCCCCUUGAUCUGGGGUGUAGUGUUUCUGCUGGGCCUGCUGCUGGUGGCUGUGGUGCUGGUGGUUGUGGUGGCCAAAAGGAAAGGGAGCAGACUUGGAGUUUGCUGCCAGUUCCAGAGCAGCAGAACCUCAGACACGGCGCAGGACCCAUCCUCAGCAGCCCGCCAGGCUGGUGACUCUGGGAUGGUGGCUGGGUCGCCGUGGGACGUGCCAUACGUGAGGCUCGACUCGCCAGCCUCCUUCGACAACACCACCUACACCAACCUGGUGCUGGAGCCCCCACCAGGGAAAGCCCCGGUCCCACCCCCGCCCUCACCUCCCCCACUGCCUCCCAAGGUUGUGGUGUCCCCCAAGCCUGUCACCUAUGCCACAGUCAUCCUCCUGGGAGGAGACAAAGGUGAGCCGACCCAGGACUCUCCCAGUAGCGCAAGCCCACCUAGCUAAGCUGCUCACUGCACUGGACCCUCUGGGACCAGCCGUGGGGCUGUGGGCAUCCGUCCAACUCAUGGAUGGCCUAGAUUAGUGGCAUUGAACCUACGGCACGUGUGCCACCGUGGGUUACUUGUAUUACUGAAAGCUUUAAAAGGUUCACCAUCACUGCUCUAGAUCCAUGGAAUACUGCAGCAGCCAGGGGCGGGGUGUAAUCUGAUACCCCGACAUUACCAACAGGGAAGGUGGUACUCAUCUGAUGGAGGUGUU
This is a messenger RNA of Octodon degus (degu), 954 nucleotides long. RefSeq names its product triggering receptor expressed on myeloid cells like 1 (gene Treml1). NCBI's taxonomy places the organism in Eukaryota, Metazoa, Chordata, Mammalia, Rodentia, Octodontidae. The record is from RefSeq and is a predicted model, not a curated record. The coding region runs from base 1 to 699 and encodes 232 amino acids. The transcript is spliced from 4 exons.